CAUCACCACUACAACAAUAACAACAACAGCGAUGGGCAGACAGGGCAAGGGAGGCAUCAGCUGGCCGAUCCAAGAGGAGACAUCGGACCCCGUGGCAAAGUUCUUCCAGCCCGGCUCGAAACUCUCCUGGCACUACAACUGGAACAAGAACUGGGACGUGCUUCUACCGCACACGACGCCGGGGCUGUCCAUCGACGCCGACUUUGUGCCCAUGAUCUUUGCACCGGCAUACCUCGACAACGAGUUCAAGCUGCAGGACGGGUGGUCGCUGCUGCUGGGGUACAACGAGCCUGACCACAUCGACCCCGAGGUCGCAGUCCCCACUACACCGGCGAACGCAGCCCGCGCGUGGGUCGAGCUCGCCAAGCUGCGGACCGAUGGCAAGAAGCUCGUCUCGCCGGCUGUAGCGGGCAACAUUGACUGGCUCAAGGAGUGGUUCAGCCUCAUUCCAGAGGACACGCGCCCCGACUACCUCGCGGUGCACGUUUACACGACGACGUUUGACGACUUCCGGCGCCAGGUCGAGAAUUACCACGAUACCUUCAACCUGCCCAUCAUCGUGACCGAGUUUGCCAUGACGAGCUUUGACCCAAACGUGCCGCCGCCUCAGAGCAUGCAGCAGGUGCACGACUUUAUGGGUCAGACGACGGCGUGGCUCGACGAGACGGAGUGGAUCGAACGUUUUGCGUGGUUUGGCGCUGUGCGCAACGCGUACAACCUGCACGGGGUGCACGAGUUCAAUCGGCUCAUGGACGCGGACGGCGAUCUGACAGCACUCGGGCAUCAGUACGUCCACGGCGGGCAUGGUUGAGGUGGAGAUAGAUGUACGACGCGUGCACUGGACCAGUCAGUACAACAUCGGUCGGUACAUGAGAUUCGAAACACACGUACACUGCACAAUAGC
Molecule: messenger RNA, 904 nt
Organism: Vanrija pseudolonga
Lineage: Eukaryota; Fungi; Basidiomycota; Tremellomycetes; Trichosporonales; Trichosporonaceae
Product: Alkali-sensitive linkage protein 1
Exons: 10
Coding region: 32-811 (259 amino acids)
Biological process (GO): fungal-type cell wall polysaccharide metabolic process
Cellular component (GO): fungal-type cell wall
Source: RefSeq, a predicted model, not a curated record